This is a messenger RNA of Phymastichus coffea, 1419 nucleotides long. RefSeq lists its product as uncharacterized. Lineage: Eukaryota; Metazoa; Arthropoda; Insecta; Hymenoptera; Eulophidae. The transcript has a single exon. Gene Ontology annotation, molecular function: catalytic activity. The record is from RefSeq and is a predicted model, not a curated record. Bases 1 to 1419 code for a protein of 472 amino acids.
AUGUACUUAAUUUUUGAGGUGUGCAAUGUUGGUUAUUCAGGAAAUAUUCUUGAGGCAGGCUCAGUAAUUGUCAAACUAGAAUCAGGUAACGUGCUAAUUACAUCUUGCUAUAGACCUCAAAGGGUUAACGAAUCUAAUAAUAAUUUGAAUCAAGAUGAGUGGAUUGACUUCUUGGAUUCAAACUUAAACUUUGAUGCAAAAUAUUUUCUAAUUGCUGGAGAUUUGAAUGCUCAUCAUCCCCUUUGGGGCAGCAAUACUGAUUAUCCUAAUGGAAAUAUUAUUGUUGAUAAUCUAGAUUUUGAUAAGGUUGUGAUAUUAAAUGACAAAAGUCUCACUCAUUUUACCUUGAAUUAUUCUGGCUAUUCAGAGUCUUGUAUUGAUUUAACUUUUUGCUCCCCAGAAUUAUUCGCUAAGUACAAUUGGCAAGUUCUUGAUGAUAGUUGGAAUAGUGAUCAUUAUCCAAUUUCGAUUGAAUUUAACAUGAAACCUCUUUACAUACACAGGGUUAAUUAUAGAUAUAAUUUGAAAAAACUGAACUGGGAUAUCUUUUUAAAUAAGCUCACAUAUAAUCAAUCGUAUUUUAAUAGUAUUGCAUUUAGCAACCAAGAUGUAAUCUCUAGAUACACAGUUUUUAUUGAAUUUUUGAACGAGGCAAUUCUUGAUUCCCUUCCACAAAAACAGAAACGUCAUAACGACUCAAAAGUGUCUCUUAAUGUUAACAAUGGUAAAAAUAAAUCCAAAUGUAUUUGGUGGAAUGAUUCUUGCAAUAAGGUAGUUAGAUGUAGAAAAGCAGCUCUUAAAUCUAUCAAAUGUAGUUUUACUAUGCAAAGGUUUAUUGAAGUUAAAAGGUUAGAUGCUUUUAGUACUAAAACUUUAAGAGAUGAAAAGCAAAAAUCAUUCAUUUCAUUUUGUGAAAGUGUUAAUCCUAAAACAAAAUUCCAAGACUUCUGUAGAACAACGACAAUUUAUAAUAAUAGUUUUAAAGAGCCUUGUGAUAUUUCUGGUAAUUCGAAAACUGAACAACAUAUGUGUAGUUCUAUCCAGGAAUUAAGUUCGCCAAAGAAAAUUAGUACUAAUGCUUUAAAUAAUCUAGAAAAUCUUAAUGAUUCAGAUAAUAAAUGUGAAGAAUUUGACCUUUUAAACAGCCCGUUCUCAUUUGAUGAACUACAAUGUGUUCUGAACAAUGUCAAGGCUAAAUCUGGCCCAGGCUUAGACAAAAUUAGCUAUGAGAUCAUUAUUAAUCUUCCAGAAUUUUAUCAAAGAGUCUUAUUGGAUAUAUAUAAUGAUAUUUAUGAGUGUCAACAUUUUCCACAAGACUGGAGUGACUAUUUAGUUAUUUUUAUUCCUAAAGGAAACUCUUGCAAAGUUAGACCCAUAUCGUUGGCCUCGAAUAUUUUGAAAAUUAUGCCCUUUUCUUAG